AAUAAUUGAAUUACGCCUUGAAUAGCGUUGGUUGCGAAUGCUAUAUAUACAAAUUCAAAUUUUGGAUUUUUUUUCUGAUUUCGUAGUAAUCAGUAAACCAGUCUAUUUUAGACAGACUCAAAUUUGAAACGAAUUUUAAAAUCUGGAUUCGACUUACGACUCUGAUCAUUCACAGUCACGUAUACGACAGAAAAAAAUUUCGUUAGACGACUUCAGACCAAUUUCGUUGAAUAGAAUAUUUCUAAAUCUGGCAUUGUCCAGUUUAACUUCUGUGCUUCCUGACUACGUCACCGUGACCUAUAUGAAUAUAUAUAUAAGCGUGAACAAUCGAUGUCGUGGCACAGAACGACGAAAACAAGUAACAAUGGUGAUGUCAGGGUCAAGUUUACUUUUCCUCUUAGCCGCGAUUGCCGUGACCACAUCGGCGGCUGCUAAAUGCAGAAAACUACCAAUGAGACCUAUUGAAUGGACACGGCUUUCUGGCAUGUGGUACAACACCUUCAGUCACAGAGGCGAUCCGAUUCAGCUUGAAGGACUAUGUAACAGCAUGGUGAUAGCCGGUACAAAGGGUUACGAUGGAGUUGCUGUCGUCAGAAACGUUAUGCCUGAAACAACUGCAAACAUGGGAGGAGAACAAGUAUUGGCAAGUGUUCCUGAGUUUUUCACAAGCUUGGAUCCCGGUGUUUAUAAGCUCGAUCCUUCUUCUCAACUAAAAUGGAUGGACAUUCACGAAUUAGAAAAACUGAUGCCCAAAAACAGGAUUGCUUCCUUCAUGAAUGCAAUCUCCAAGCAUUACACUAACAAUUUCCAAAUUACCACCGGGAAAGGCUUCUUCAUAAUCCAUCAAUGUGAUUGCUCGGCGGACCAAAGCUCAGUUUGGGUUUACACCACAAAUCCGAAUCCCACGGAAGAGGAGACCGCCUAUAUUCGAGAUCAUUUGGCAACAAAACGUAUUGAUGUAGAUCUCCAAAGAAACGGAGCCUGCUUCGAUUCUUUGACUUACAUUUACGAAAAAGCCAACGGAAUCAAGAAAUAGCUUUUAAAUUCAUGUCAAUAUAUAUAGAAUUAGUAUUUCUGUAUUAUUGUAUUAUUGUUUAUAUAAUUGCUUGGGAAAAUCUUUUUCUCGUUUCGGACUUUUACUAUUGUAAUAUGAAUUAUGAUUUCUACCUGAACGUGGAUUUAAAAAUGAGA
Molecule: messenger RNA, 1191 nt
Organism: Styela clava
Lineage: Eukaryota; Metazoa; Chordata; Ascidiacea; Stolidobranchia; Styelidae
Source: RefSeq, a predicted model, not a curated record